Astyanax mexicanus (Mexican tetra) is the source of this 4229-nucleotide messenger RNA. RefSeq names its product zinc finger protein 850-like. The transcript has 4 exons. The record is from RefSeq and is a predicted model, not a curated record. The coding region runs from base 852 to 2960 and encodes 702 amino acids. Gene Ontology annotation, molecular function: RNA polymerase II cis-regulatory region sequence-specific DNA binding; DNA-binding transcription factor activity, RNA polymerase II-specific. Lineage: Eukaryota; Metazoa; Chordata; Actinopteri; Characiformes; Acestrorhamphidae. Gene Ontology annotation, biological process: regulation of transcription by RNA polymerase II.
UGAGAAUAUGCCUAAUUGAUAAGAGGUUAUGGAUAAAAAAAUAUAUAAAAUAUAUAGUAUAAUGCUAUAUAUAUAGUAAAAUAUACGUAAAUGCACUUUUCUUUUACAAGAGGAGAAGGAGAGGUAAGGAGCAGUAGGAAAGGAGUAGGAAGAAAGGAAGAGUAUGCAAGAAAGAGGAGUAGGAAAGGAAAAGGAGGCAAGAAGGAGGAGGAGUAGGAAGAAGAAAAAAGUAGGAAAGGAGGAGGAAAUGAGCUGUAGGAAAGGAGUGGAUGGGAGAGAUGAGCAGUAGGAAGAGAGGAGAGGAGUAGGAAAGGAGGAGGAGGAAAUUAGCAGUACAAAAGAAAGGGAAGGAGGAGGAAACUAGCUGCAGGAAAGGAGGAGGUAAUGAGCUGUAGGAAAAGAGGAGGAAAAUGAGAGGGAAGGAGGAGGAGUAGCAGUAGCAAAAGUUUCUGGACGCAGCCUUCUAGUCUAAAGGAAGAGUUUUAGACUUUACGGUGGGUAAUUUUGCGGGACCUGGCAACCCGGUCACAUUUGGCUCCGGUAUCACCUGUAUUCCCUCUCCAGAGCAGGUGUGGCGCUGUAGCUGUAAACAGACAGAAGGUCUGUGUUUGAGCAGCAGUGCAGAUCUCCGUGUUCAGAAGCUGCUUAACUGCUGAAGAAAUGAACUACGUCCUGUUUCAAGUCUUUUCCUCCUGCUGCUGGUAGUGUACACACUCUUCCUGAGAUCAAAUUUGCCUUCAACAACACAUGCACUCAGGAUGUUGCAGAGAAUUUUUUGAACUGUUGAACGAUAUUAAAAUAAGAGAAUGGUGCCCACAUGAAUCUCCAGUAUUCUGCAAACAUCUUCCACUAUGUCCCACGUGACCACAUCUCAAACACAAGAAGCCCACCCUUCCUUAGAGUUUGAGAGCAGUUGUGGAGACGUAGGAACUCCUAAAAUACCCCAGCAUGUUUGCAAUCCAGAUAAACGGUUUUCCUGUUCAGAGUGUGGAAAGGGUUUUACUCAGGAGAGUAAUCUCCUCGUACACCUGCGCAUUCACACUGAAGAGAAACCGUAUUCCUGUUCAGAGUGUGGAAAACGUUUCAAUCAGGAGGGUAAUCUCCAACGUCACUAUCGCAUUCACACUGCGGAGAAACCGUUUUCCUGUUCGGAGUGUGGGAAGAGCUUUACGAGAAAGAGUAAUCUCCAACGGCACCAGUUCGCUCACACUGGAGAGAAGCCAUACGCCUGUUCAGAAUGUGGAAAGAGUUUUUCGAGACCGAUUUUACUCGAGGUACACCAGCGCGUUCACACUGGAGAGAAGCCGUAUGUCUGUUUAGAGUGUGGAAAGAGCUUCACGAGGCAGAUUCAUCUCCAAAUUCACCAGCGCGUUCACACCGGAGAGAAACCGUAUGUCUGUUCAGAGUGUGGAAAGAACUUUAGAGAACAAGGAACUCUCCGAAAGCACCAACGCAUUCACACUGGAGAGAAACCAUAUCACUGUUUAGACUGCGGAAAGAGUUUUAUUCAAGUGAGCACUUUCCAGCGACACCAGCGCGUUCACACUGGAGAGAAACCGUUUUGUUGCUCAGAAUGUGGAAGGAGUUUUACUCGUUUCGGUACCCUCCAAAUACACCAGCGCAUUCACACGGGCGAUAGACCAUUUCAGUGUUUGGAGUGUGGGAAGAGUUUUACCUGUCAGCAAAAUCUCAUGUUACACAAUCGCAUUCACACUGGAGAGAAACCGUUUCAUUGUUCAGAGUGUGGAAUGAGCUUCUCUUGUAGGGGUAGUCUGACCCAUCACCUCCGCGUUCAUACAGGAGAGAAACCUCACAACUGCUCCGAAUGUGGGAGGAGUUUCUCUUAUAAGAGUUCUCUCCAACGACACCAGCUCGUUCACACUGGAGAGAAACCGUAUCACUGCUCAGGGUGUCAGAAAGGUUUCGGAAAUCGAAAGACUUGGAAAAAACACGAAUGCACCAAAUUGUAUUAUGGAAUGGAGCCUGAACGAAUCUCCAUUACUCUGCAAACAACUUCUGGCAAGAAGAAAGUUCACCAUUGCUCAGAGUGUGGAAAGAGUUUUACUCAAAAGAGUUCUCUUCAUGAUCACUGGCGUAUUCACACAGGAGAGAAGCCACAUCACUGUUUAGAGUGUGGAAAGAGUUUUACUCAGAAGAGUAAUCUCCAAAAUCACCAGAGAAUUCAUACAGGAGAAAAAACAUAUCCAUGUUCAGACUGUGGGAAGAGUUUUACUCAUCAGAGUAUUCUCCAAAUUCACCAGCGCAUUCACACUGGAGAGAAACCAUUUCCAUGUUCAGACUGUGGGAAGAGUUUUACCAGACAGAGUAAUCUCGACCAACACCGGCUCAUUCAUACAGGAGAGAAACCGUAUUCCUGUUCAGACUGUGAAAAGAGUUUUACCAGACAGAGUAAUCUGGAUCAACACAGACAUGUUCACACUGGUGAGAAACCGUAUUCUUGUUUGGACUGUGGAAAGAGUUUUACAAGACAAGGUAAUCUUGAUCAACACCGGCGCAUUCACGCUGGUGAGAAACCCUAUCAGUGCUCAGAGUGUGGAAAGAGUUUUACACAAAAUAGUUCCCUUCAUGAACACCAGCGCAUUCACACUGGAGAGAAACCGUAUUACUGUUUAGAGUGUGGGAAAAGCUUCACUCAAAAUAGUUCUUUUCAUGAACACCUGCGCAUUCACACCGGAGAGAAACCGUAUCGCUGCUCGGACUGUGGAAAGAGUUUUAUUCAAAUAAUUCAUCUCCAACGACACCAGCGUGUUCACACAGGAGUUAAACCAUAUUACUGCUCAGAAUGUGGAAGGAGUUUUACUCAUAAGGGAAGUCUGCUAAAACACCAGUGCAUCCAUACAGGAGAGAAACUGUUUCACUGCUCAGAAUGUGAGAAAAGUUUCAGAUACCCAAGUAGUUUGAAGAAACAUGAAUGUAGCAGUGGUACAGAUGGCAUGUGAUGUGAUAUGGUAAAUGUAAUGCAAAGUAAGACAGUCAUUGUCUUUAGGAGGGAAAUACCUCCUGUUGUUUCUAAAGAAUAAGAAUAAAAGCAGUAUGAUGCCAAUAUAUUAAUGCAUUCAUCAGAUCUAAGUUUUAACAGUGAAAUGGGUAGUAUUUGAUCACUGUCAUUAUCAUUUUUCAUUAUAAAAAGCUCAAAAUGUCCAUGAUGAUGAUUGUAUUAAGACAAUGUGAAAGCAUCCAUUGUUGACUUGUAUCUUUUUGCACUUUGAUACCAUAUCUGCAGCCUGCCCAUUUGUUGUAAACUGGCUGUAAAUUUAGAAAAUAUAGAAAUAUAACAGAAAUAAUUUAUUAUAAGUUACGUUAUAGUUGUUAUUCACUGGGAAAUUCUGAUUUUGGGCUAGUAUUUUCUUUCCCUGUGUUUGACAUCUCUUUUGUCAACGUAACAAAAUAUAUUUAUAUAUUGCUUGAUGAGUUUCCAGAAUUUGCCUGGAAUCGGAUCAAGACCACCUGGUCUAGGUGCGAUUUCUGUUUUGCACCUGCUGAAACGAACUGCACCAAGACUGCAAACGAACCAGAUUCCCAGUUUAAACAGGCCAAAAAUCACAGGUGUGGAAACAACAUUAAGGCUUCUGCAUGCUUCCACCAAAACGAAGUUUGUGAGCAUUGCAUAAAAUCGAGGGGGCUUUUGACCUUGCAUAGAACAGAAUAUCAGGUAUUGUGAUGAUGUAAAAAAUAACAUUGCAUGUUGAAUGGUAUACUCUAUGCUCUGUUUCUGUUUGGUGCACUCUGAACCCAUUAAUUGCUCAAAUUAAACACGUGUUUAAACUAGCAGGUUACAGCGAUUCAUAGCUGUGAUUUAGCGACAAGCCACCAGCGACACGUUAUCAGAGCAACAAGCGUCAAAUCGAGUUAAAUAUUCUAAGCUGAUUGGUCAAAUAAAAAAGAGACUGUUGUCUGCCAGUGUAAACAGGUAUCUGCACAAAUUGUUCUUACAUACUCAUGUUUGAGUGUACUGCCAAUGAACUGAAUGAUGUUAGUGUAGGAGUGAGUGUGUUUGGGGGAAAGAAUAUGGGUUGGUCCAUCAGUCUGGUUGAUGCUUACCUGUGGACGCACCACCUGGAAUCUUCUCGAACGAGCUAUUCAUACCAUAACUGUUUGGGCUUCCUGGUUAGAACAGGCAUGAGUGAUGUUUCAUCCCUUUAUUGGUGAAGGACUUUUUUAAUUUAUCUGCUGCCUAUGCUGUAAAUAAAGCCAUGUGUCAAACCUUU